Messenger RNA from Cydia pomonella (codling moth), 2194 nucleotides. RefSeq lists its product as uncharacterized. The transcript is spliced from 2 exons. Lineage: Eukaryota; Metazoa; Arthropoda; Insecta; Lepidoptera; Tortricidae. The coding region runs from base 149 to 1159 and encodes 336 amino acids. The record is from RefSeq and is a predicted model, not a curated record.
GGUAUUGAAUAUGGGGUAGAUAUAAAUUAUUAUAAAUGUACUUGAGGGUGGGUUUAAGCUAGACCGAUCAGUCUGGAAAUAUACAUACUACGCACCACACGCCGUCUUUUAUUUAUCAGUGGCUGACGAGGAUAUUAUUUAAAUCAACAUGUCGGUGGGGAAAAUUCGAGAGUUUGACGUCCAAAGUGGUAGCUGGAGAUCAUAUUGUGACAGGCUGGAGAGCUACUUUGUCGUCAACGACGUAAAAGAUGAGCGGAAAUUACCGACAUUGAUUUCAGUGGUCGGUGAGACAGCUUACGAAUUGAUGGUGAAUUUGUGUAGCCCAAAGAAGCCAGCCGAGAUGACCUUUAAAGAGGUAGUAGAGGUAAUGGGAAAGCAUCUGGAACCAACUCCUUCGGUGCUAGCAGAACGUUUCAGAUUUCGUCAGUACCGACAGGUCAAAGGUCAAACAGUGGCGCAGUACGUGGCGGAGUUAAAAAAGAUGGCGCGGUUUUGUGGUUUCGAAGCAACUUUAGACGAAAAUAUGCGAGACCAGUUUGUGUGCGGACUAUCCAGUGAUAUAAUACGACAGCGAUUGUUUGCGGAAACUAAAAUAAAUUUCGCGAAAUCAGUGUCAUUAGCGUUAUCUCUUGAAGCGGCCGAGCGGGAUUCGGUAGCGGUCGAAAGGGGAGGCGGCGGAGCAGCCAUAUGUGGCUUGGCAACAGAGGCCCCUAUGGCACAAGUGCAUAAUGUUCGCUUGGCAGCGGCGGGAUGCAUGGCGUGCGGUGAUUUUCGUCAUGAGCAGGCUCACUGUAAAUUUAACAGUUACGUGUGUAGUCGGUGCAAUGUAAAGGGGCAUUUGCGUCGCAUGUGCCCAACCAUGACCGACGGGAUACGUGGACAGGUAUCCGCGUCUAGAGGCAAUAUUCAGGGUGGCGGUACAAGGACUUCAGCCGGACGUGGCCGAAGCGGAGCCACUCGUUACGGGCCGGGAACAGCGGCCACUCCCGGUGGCAGCGGAGCGCGUGGUGGUCGCGCUAGAAACAGCUGGGGCAACUCACGAGUGCACUGGGUGGCUGAAGAUGGGCAGUUGGACCAGGAGGAAAUACCGUUCGGGGUAAACGACGGAAGCGAGGAGCCCAUUUACCAAAUGAGCCUCGACAAAUAUAGACCGGCAUAAAGAAAUAUUCGAUGGGACCUUGGGUGCGUUCACCGGCGGCCGGGCUCGGCUGCGCGUACGGCCGGACGCGGCGCCCGUAUUCUGUCGCGCGCGCCCCCUGCCCUACGCGCUGAGGGACCGCGUCGACGCUGAGCUCGACACCAUGCUGCGCGCCGACGUCAUCGAGCCGGUGGAGCACUCGGACUGGGCCACGCCAUUGGUAAUUGUAAAUAAACCGGACGGAUCGUUACGUUUGUGCGCGGAUUAUAAAUCCACUUUGAAUCGCGUUUUAUUAGUAGACAAAUUUCCAAUUCCUAAAAUUGAAGACCUGUUUUCCCAGCUUAGCGGUAGUAGGUAUUUUACUAAGUUAGAUUUAUCACAAGCCUACAAUCAAAUUAUAUUGGAAGAUGACGGUUCUAGAGAUUUAACGGUAAUUAAUACGCACCGGGGAUUGUUCAGGUAUAAGCGUUUAGUAUAUGGCCUCUCGUCUAGCCCGGGUAUAUUCCAAAGAAUCAUGAGUAACCUUUUGAAGGAUAUCCCUAACGUGACUUUUUUUUUAGAUGACAUUUUGAUAACUGGGGAUACUUUAGAUUCACAUUUAGGUAGCCUUCGGCAGGUAUUAGAAAGAUUAAGUAAAAAUGGGCUAAGGAUAAAAAAACAAAAGUGUUCCUUUCUGGUACCAGAGGUUAAAUACCUGGGAUUUGUGAUUGAUAAAAAUGGGGUUAGGGUAGACGAAGACAAAGUUAGGCCAAUUUUAACAACGUCUCGACCUAGGAAUGUUUCCGAACUUAAGUCGUUUAUAGGUAUGGUAAUUUUUUAUGGAAAGUUCAUACAAAACCUUAGUGAAAUUUUAGCGCCUUUAUAUGAAUUAUUAAGGAAACAAAGGAAGUGGACGUGGUCGGUCGAACAAGACAGGGCAUUUAACAAGGUUAAAAAAAUGUUGAGCGAGGCGCCGGUUUUAGGACAUUACGAUGCGGAUCGGGAACUGGUUGUCACCUGUGACGCGGGACCCUACGGCGUGGGCGCCGUGCUGGCCAUGCGCGGGCGCGCGCGCGG